CGUGUUAGAAACCCCUACCAGUACCAGCUGAGUCCCUUCGUCUUCCGCUCUUCUUCUACCACACCACUUCAAGCCCCCACGCGCCGCCAGCCGGAGACUCUAUCCUCAGCCGUGGGAAUGGAACUGGGAGCUGGCGUCAGAGGUCUGAAUGUAAAAAGCACGACGCCGUGUCUCACCCCAUCGACCCAUAUAAAAGCUCGGAAUCUUUACAGUAGCCGUGCCUACUCAUAUGCUUCCUUUCGCGCUCAUCGGAUUCCCAUUUGCAAAGCAUCUAUAAAGGAGAAUUGCAUCAGUGCGGAGUCCGUAUCGAAGGUAAACAGAAUGUCUGCUGCUGAUUACUCAAUGGAUGUUGAGCUUUCCAGUUUGACUGCUUUAUGCCCAUUGGAUGGCCGGUAUUGGGGUAAAGUGAAGGACUUGGCACCUUAUAUGAGCGAAUUUGGGCUCAUUAAAUUUCGAGUUUUAGUAGAGAUUAAGUGGUUGCUGAAGCUUUCCCAAAUUCCUGAAAUCCCUGAGGUCCCAAGGUUCUCUGCAGAAGCUGAGACUUAUCUCCAAAACUUAAGUGAUCAAUUUAACUUGGACGACGCCUUGGAAGUGAAGAAAAUUGAGAGAGUGACUAACCAUGACGUGAAGGCUGUUGAAUAUUUCCUGAAACAAAGAUGCCAGUCACAUCCAGAGAUAUCUAAGGUGCUUGAGUUUUUCCAUUUCGCAUGCACAUCUGAGGAUAUUAACAAUCUGGCUCAUGCUUUGAUGCUGAAAGAAGCUCUCAACAAAGUCAUACUACCUGUCAUGGACAAAUUGAUCACAGCAAUAUGUAACAUGGCCACUGCAAAUGCUUCCAUUCCCAUGCUUUCUCGAACUCAUGGGCAGCCAGCUUCACCCACAACCUUAGGGAAGGAAAUGGCAAUAUUUGCUUACCGCUUAAGUAGAGAACGAAAGGAAUUAUCUCAAACUGAAAUUUUGGGGAAGUUUGCUGGAGCUGUUGGAAACUAUAAUGCUCAUCUUGUUGCAUAUCCUGAUGUUAAUUGGCCACAAAUUGCAGAGGAGUUUGUGACAUCUCUUGGAAUAAGUUUCAAUCCGUAUGUGACUCAGAUUGAGCCUCAUGACUACAUGGCCAGGCUUUUUAACUCCAUCAUCCAGUUCAACAACAUUUUAGUUGACUUUGACAGAGAUGUUUGGGGAUACAUUUCUUUGGGUCACUUCAAGCAGAUAACUAAGGCUGGUGAGAUUGGAUCGUCAACAAUGCCCCACAAAGUUAAUCCAAUUGACUUUGAAAAUAGUGAAGGCAACUGUGGAAUUGCAAAUGGAGGCUUAUCCCAUUUAAGCACGAAGUUGCCUAUUUCCCGCUGGCAGCGAGACUUGACUGAUUCAACUGUUCUAAGGAACAUGGGUGUAGGAUUAGGACAUUCUCUUCUUGCGUACAAAAGCGCAUUGCAGGGAAUUGCAAAGCUUCAGGUCAAUGAAGCUUCCUUGAUUGCUGACUUGGACCACUCAUGGGAGGUGCUUGCCGAGCCAAUACAAACUGUAAUGCGAAGAUAUGGUGUUCCAGAGCCAUAUGAGAAAUUGAAGGAGCUGACUAGAGGAAGAGCAGUGACUAGAGAAAGCAUAAGAGAGUUCAUUGAACGUCUCGAUAUCCCAGUUGAAGCUAAGUCUCAUCUCUUAACUUUGACGCCCCAUACUUAUGUUGGAGCUGCUGUUGAAUUGGCCAAGAACUUGGACACAGUUACGAGCUUGGUGAAUGGAGCUAUCGUCUUAUGAGUGCUAUUACUGAGUGACUAGACGAGGUUUCGACUUGCAGUAUACUGCAUUCUGGACCCAAGGAGGUUUUUUACCAACGUAAAUGCUACUUCGUUUUGAGAAGAGCAGAAAACCUGUCUGUCGUAGCCGUUCUAUUUGGUGCAGUGCCCAGAACACAGUCCCCGGUGUUUCAAUCUGGGUUCAGCCAAACCAUAGCUUCCCUUUUUCUUUUUCGAAAAAAGAAGCGGAGAAAUGUAUGGGGUUUGAACUAUUCUGGGAUUUUUCAUGUAUUUCAAUCCUUUAGUCGAAAUGAAGAUGAAAAGAAAAUUCAUUUAUCUA
Molecule: messenger RNA, 2073 nt
Organism: Sesamum indicum (sesame)
Lineage: Eukaryota; Viridiplantae; Streptophyta; Magnoliopsida; Lamiales; Pedaliaceae
Biological process (GO): IMP biosynthetic process
Molecular function (GO): N6-(1,2-dicarboxyethyl)AMP AMP-lyase (fumarate-forming) activity
Source: RefSeq, a predicted model, not a curated record